AUGGGCCCGGACUUGCGUUUUGGCGCCUGCAAAGAACUAGAAUCAGAUCCAGCGCUUUUUACUCUUCUAGUGGAGGAAUUCGGCUGCAACGAGGUGGAAGUCGAGGAAGUCUACGACUUGGACUCGCUGGAGACGCUCUCGGCCGACUCGUUCGGACUCAUCUUUCUCUUCAAAUGGGCGAACUCGAUCGCCCAGAACAGCCGUUCGUUCGGAAGCAGGCGAAACCGCGCGAGCAGGAACCCUGAGUCCAGCCCCGACGAGAAUUCCACAGCUUCGGACGAGAACGGAAACGUGACGCUCUUCGACGCGGCUAUUUCGCAGCGGCUGUUCUUUGCCCACCAAGUGGUGCCGAACUCUUGCGCUUCGCACGCUCUGCUCUCGGUGCUUCUUAAUUGUUCAGAUAGACUGAAUCUCGGCGCCUGGCUGCUGGAAAUGAAGGAGAAGCUCUGCCAAAUCGAAGACCCGGAGCUGCGCGGCUUUGCGAUCGGCAACAUGCCCGAGUUCAUCGCCAAGCACAACCGCUUCGCCUGCUUCGAGCCGCCCAGCAUCUCCGACUUGGCCGGUGCGACGACCACUUCGCUGGGUCAGGGCGAGACCUUCCACUACUGCUGCUACAUUCCCUACGAAGACUCCCUCUACGAACUAGACGGGCUCAAGGCCUGGCCGAUAAAUCAUGGACAGACUGGGGGCCAGUGGCUUGAGAAAGCGAAGAACGUAAUCAGUCUGCGAAUAUCCCGCGCUCGCGAGAAAGACCAAGGCUGCCACGACAUCCGCUACAAUUUGAUGUCUGUAGUUCCUUCCCGCAAGCUUCGGAUCCGAAAGCAAAUCGUCGAGCAGCGAGGGGAAUUGACGAACAAGCUCAGAGUGCUCAACAGAUUGGCUAUUUCCAAGGCGGAGAAAGAUGCUACUUUGGAAGAGGUUGACGAAGCUAGAAAAAGCGUGAGAAAAGCGCUGGAAAUCGGCGAGGACAAGGAACUGAAUGGAGUCGACAACGUCAAGCAAGAAAGCCUCCCUCAGAACGUCGAGGAAUUCUGCUCGCUCGUCAAGACCAGUUGCCAAGAAUUUGAAGAGCUGCGGAUUAAGUUCGAAGAAGAAGACGAGAAACACUUGCGCUACGAACGCGACGCUGAAAGGAGGAGUCAUGACUACGGACUUUUCAUUCAAAAGUUCAUCGAGUUUCUGCACCGGAACGGCUCGCUGCAGCACGUGAUCGACGAGAGCCAGACAAAAGCGAUGCUCUCCAGUCGGAUGCGAAAGAAGCCCAAGUCCUUUUCGUGA
Oikopleura dioica is the source of this 1278-nucleotide messenger RNA. NCBI's taxonomy places the organism in Eukaryota, Metazoa, Chordata, Appendicularia, Copelata, Oikopleuridae. The record is from the annotation of a GenBank genome assembly.